Spodoptera frugiperda (fall armyworm) is the source of this 2272-nucleotide messenger RNA. RefSeq names its product palmitoyltransferase ZDHHC23 (gene GABPI). The transcript is spliced from 6 exons. The record is from RefSeq and is a predicted model, not a curated record. NCBI's taxonomy places the organism in Eukaryota, Metazoa, Arthropoda, Insecta, Lepidoptera, Noctuidae. Bases 187 to 1017 code for a protein of 276 amino acids.
CAUGUUGAUUUUGAACAUUGUUGUGGAGUGUUGAUUGGAAGCCUGUACUUCGCUACGUCAAAUAAAUUGUGAAAAAUACGAUGUAAUUAAACGAUUACCAUUCUAAAUUAAAAGCCAAUACGAACGAUACCGAAACGAGUAAUACAAUUAUUUACGAAAUACAUUGAUAUAAAAUAAACAGUUACAAUGGUGUACACAUCAGUAACUAAACUCUGUAUUAAAGAUCUAAUACCAGGAUCAACAAAAACAAGCGGUAAAAAGAUUGAUAUAGAUGCGAUUUUACCAUAUUUUAUUGUACCUGGAUUAUUGUUAAUAGCUACUAUAUCACGAACAGUCACCAUUGCAGUUAUGGUAGUGAUUGCCAUGGGUGCUUUAUACGUACAGACCAGACCGCGACAGAAAAACAGGUCCUCAUUUUUCUUUUCAUGGACAUUUUCAUCUGGAGUUUGUAUGUUUCUGAUAUUUGAGAACGGUAUUUUGGGUUUCUUUGAAAUAACAAUGAUAGAAAAUUCCGUUUUCCUAUUACUUUUGUCUUGCACUUUAUAUUUUUUCUACAAAAUGAAAACAAUAGCUGAAAAUGAACUGACUGGAAGUGGGACCAAAGGAAAGGAAUACAGCCCAGUUUUGACUUCAGAUUCGCAUUAUUGUCAAAUAUGUCAAAUUGAGGUCAAUGAAAGAUAUUUCCAUUCAAUAUGGUGGGACUGCUGUAUACUGAGACCUAACUAUAUUCACUUCCUUGCUGGUCAUACAUUUGCUUUUGCCACACUCCUGCUUGGAACCAACUUGGGUCUAACAACUGUAUGUCAGCCCUUCAUACUUUAUGCUGCCAUUCUCAUGCCUCUUGAUUGUGAAGAUAUUUACUAUGACUUCAACAUGUCGAUAUGCUUCGUUGCCUGUAUCUAUGCAUUAGGAUAUGCAUUAGUCAUUGCCAUGGUUUUAAUCCGACAACUGAUAGUCUACCUACCAAAAUACAGCGAACCGCAGUGGAAAAAACUAGUCAAUGUGCUCAAUGUAUAAAGGAAACCAUGGACUUUUUAAGCUAUACUUAUUUUGUAUCAUUUAGUCAUUUAAAUGCGCUUUAAUUUCAGUUCUAUGCGUUCGUUAUAAGAUUGAUUGUGAAUUAAUUCUGUAAAUUGAAUUCAUUUUUUUGUAGUUAUAAAAUUAAGACCUUAGACUUUAAACAUAUUGUUUCCUCAGGAAAUCCCAAAGGUGAUUUCCUAAAUUAAGUUAAUAUACCUAUUAAAUAAAUAAUACAACAUAAUUAUCGUAGGUAACCGAUUAUUUUAUGUUGUAAUUAUUUCAACGGGUAGAUAAUAUAUGUAUUUUGUUUAUAAAUCUUUUUAUAUAUGCAGAUACUGCUGUAAGUAGGUACAUUUUAAUCCAAUAAUUGUUGGUAAGAUUCACUCAUUAAUUUCCGUUCUGCUCCUAGGUGAACAGGACAGAAAUUAGAGUGAUAAACAUAUUGUGUUAUUACUUUAACAGUAUUUUUUGUAUUAUUGUACAUAAUGCCUAUAUUAUAUUUUUAAAUCCAAAUCCUUCACUGUGAGUCAAAUAUAUUCAUAAUGGCGCAGAAUCGUGCUCUAAUGUGUCUUGUUUUUGCAAGGAACAGUUGCAAUACUUUGCAGGGUUAAAGAUUUACUUUGCUGUGACGUUUGAGACUCUGCGUUAUUAUGAAUGGACCCCAAAUGGUAAUAUCAUUUCCAAGAGGUGUUACUUUAAUGAUCACAUUGUAUUUCGCACAAACAUUCCACACAUUUUUUCCUACAGAUAAUCAAAACUAUUAUUUCUAAGUACAUAAUUUCUAAACCCCUUAACCGUUUUUAAUGAACUUUGGAACUUAUACCAGAUAUCUUUGCCAGAAAGGUUAGUUAUGAACAUUUUCGAAAAAGUGUACAGAGGGAGCCAAUGUUGUUGUUAUACAAACUUAAAAUUCACGUUUACCUAAAUGGUCAUUUAAAUAUAUACAUAUCGAUAAAAAACAAUUUAGACCUUGAUAUACCUAUUGCGUGUGAGUAAAAAAUACUUACCAAGUUUGAAAGUUUCAUUAGAAUCGGUUGAGUACUUUUCAUGACAAUGAACUUAAAACUUUGUAUGGAUAUCCAAGUCGCGUAGAGGCUUUUAACCUGCUUAAGUAUUUAUAUUUUUAAUAAUUAAUUAUUACAAUUCUUAAUUGAUUGAAACUUCUAAUUAUAACUAAAAGUUAUGUGAUUCUCGACUUAUAAAGAUAUGAUAAGUAAGUAAUUGAAAUAAAUUCAAUUGUUCAACUACAGAA